AUGCCCCCCCUCCCGCACCACCACCAACAAGACCUCCACAACAACAGCGACAGCAACAACCUCACAAAACGCCUCUCCCCUAUCCCCCUCGGCCCAACCUACAGCACCAUCUCCAUCCCGGCCUCCUACGGCCGUCUCAACAGCUCCCCGUCACCGGGAACAGUCGCCGGAAUCAUCCUGGGCAGCGUCUUCGGCUUCAUCUUCCUCCUCUACCUGCUGUGGCUGGGGCUGAGCUCGGGGCGCCGCUUCGGCAGCGAAACGCAGACGGAGAUGGCGUCGGCGAGUAGCGCGGGCGGAAUGCGGCGGAGACGGGGGCGACGCAUUGUGGUUGAGGAAGAGAGGCCGGUGAGUGCUGGUGCACAUGGGCAUGCGGAGCAUAUUGUGGUGGAGGAAAGUGUGACCAGUGCGCCGAGUCGGUCGGAGGGCGAUGUCAUUGAGGUGUUUGAGGAGGCUAGUAGUGUUGAUCGGCCGCCGAGACGGGGGAGGAAUGGUGGUGGGUGGAGGAGGGGGGAUUUGGAGGGGAGUGAGUUUAGUUCGAGGGUUUGA
Molecule: messenger RNA, 546 nt
Organism: Aspergillus nomiae NRRL 13137
Lineage: Eukaryota; Fungi; Ascomycota; Eurotiomycetes; Eurotiales; Aspergillaceae
Exons: 1
Coding region: 1-546 (181 amino acids)
Source: RefSeq, a predicted model, not a curated record